Messenger RNA from Salarias fasciatus (jewelled blenny), 4271 nucleotides. RefSeq lists its product as uncharacterized. The record is from RefSeq and is a predicted model, not a curated record. The coding region runs from base 107 to 1930 and encodes 607 amino acids. Lineage: Eukaryota; Metazoa; Chordata; Actinopteri; Blenniiformes; Blenniidae. The transcript is spliced from 19 exons.
AGGAGGAGACAGCACGUGCUCUAUUAAUAGGGGUGGCUCAAGGAUCCUCUCACUCAUUCCAUUUCUCUCCCAGCCUCAGCAGCACUGUGGAUGCUCCAGGAUCAAGAUGCGGACACUUUGGACUCUGGCGUUUGCGGCGCUGUUCGUUGCUCAUGAGACCGCCUGGGGAGCCAGUACAAGCUCCAAGGACUGUUGCAACAGAGAGAAUCAAUGUCAUCCAGGAGCAGGACUGAGCUGUUGUGGAACUCAGACUUACAAUCCAGAAAAGGCCACCUGCUGUACAGUAGAACAAGGAAACAAGCUAAAAGUGAACAUCACACAGGGACUAAAUGAAGCAGUGUCCUCUUGCUGUGGACUGACAGCCUACGACGAACAAGAUGUCAACAAGCUGUGUUGUGGCCCGGGUGACAACAAGACACUUCUCACAAGGACCUCCGAACAUCACUUGUGCUGCGGUCAAAAUCAGUAUAACAGCCAGACUGAGUGUUGCUGUGAGACAAAGAAAGGAGAUUUGAAGAUAAAGUCUCCUGAUUUGAAAUGUGACGUCGACAACAAAAACUGUGACUGCCAGCCUCAUGCUUCUGAUGCCAAAUGCUGUGAUCACAAUUUGUAUUACAAGGACAAGCAGUUGUGUUGUGGCAAGCAUGGUGAGAAGAAACUCUUCAACAGGACCUCCGAAUAUCACAAGUGCUGCGGUCCUGAACUGUUUGACAACAGGAUUCAGCAAUGUCAUGACUACGGCUCAAAACUGGGGCUUAAAGUUGUAAACUGCUCAGACUGUGACUGCCCGUCUAAAGCUUCUGAUGCCGAAUACUGUGAUCACGAUUUGUAUUACAAGGACAAGCAGUUGUGUUGUGGCAAGCAUGGUGAGAAGAAACUCUUCAACAGGACCUCCGAAUAUCACAAGUGCUGCGGUCCUGAACUGUUUGACAACAGGACUCAGCAAUGUCAUGACUACGGCUCAAAACUGGGGCUUAAAGUUGUAAACUGCUCAGGUGAAGAGCAGAAGAAACCUGAAGCCAGCUGCAGUGAACCAAACAGAAGUGCCUGUGGAGCAGACUGUUAUAACCCAGAUACACACGGCUGCUGCCAGAGAGACCCGAGGAGACGAGCUGCCUCCCGAUGCUGUGCCUCAGACUCAAGAGAUGUGGAAGCCACCGUGUUUGACCUCCGUACACAUGUCUGCUGGGAUGGUUGUUUAUCUGAGAAGACAAAGAGGACAAACCAACUUAAUGGCUCUCGAGGAUGUCAAGGAACAGAAGUCCGCCACCCUCAUGAUGCUGAGAUCUGCUGCGACGGAGAGAUACAUCCCAAAGGAACAAGUGCUCGCUGCUGCGGUUAUGAAGCCUUCAACAUUACAGACCCACUGAAGAAGUGCUGCGGAAAAACCCUUCACAACCUGACAGCAGCAGAUGCAGCUCUCGUGCAGUGCUGUGGAGCUUCUCUGCAAAACAAAUUGAAUCAAGUCUGUUGCUCCGGUGAGGAACAAGAGAAGGUUUACACUUCCAAGCCAGGAUUCAGAUGCUGCGGUCACCUCUACUAUAACGCCUCUGAGCAGCAGUGCUGCGCAGGGCGUCCAGUGUCCCGGUCAGGGCAGAGUCACAGCGAGGGCAACGAAGAUUGGCAGCUUCUGUCUGUUAACAGUCUGACUGAAACACAUCUUUGCCACAAAAUGUACACCGGGACCCUGAAAAGUGUGUCUCCAUGCGGCAUCGUGUUCAUUCGCGUGCUGAAGAUCCACGGAACAAAUGCCUCCGUCACUCCGCUUUCCCACUACGUCCUGGAUCCACCUGGUGGCUGCGGUCUCCCUCAGCUGACCCCCGGGAAGCAGUACCUGUUUGAUGAACACCACGUCUUUGUUGACUUCAACCAUGACGACGUUCACCACUCACUGUUUUCCAUUUUUUCAAAAUGUUGCGUAAAUGCUUGAUUUGAUUGGGUAAAACUUUACUCAUAGUUUGGUUUUAUUCCUUCACUGAUUUAUACACACAUAUAUUUUCAAUAAGGCAUUUCCUUUUUUUUUAAAUCACAUGUAUUCAAGUUUUAUCCAGUCUUUGCUUUGUAAAACUUACAACUAGCAGCUGUGGCUCGGUUUGUAGAGCGAGUCAUCUCUCAGUUGGAAGGUUGCAGCUUGGAUUCCCGAUCCCAAUGGCUGGACCGAGCACCCUGCAUGGUCGAUGCUUCCAUUGGUGCACAUGAAUGGGAUCGAUAAUGUAAAACCUUUUGAGGUUGCUCAAGCAGCUGAAAAGUGCUCUAUAAAUUGAAUCUGUUUACCACUCACUAAACAUGGGUCUGCACUCAAAUCGGCCAGUGUUAAUGCUCGUUAUCUGCCCUCAUUCUUGCCAAUUCCUGCCUCUUCUGCUGGGGGAAAUAUAAAAUAGGAAUGUGUUUACUACUAUGACCUAGUAAGGAAAGUGGGAUGUGUAAAGUACUGUAACUUAAGCAAUACCACAGUGUUCUUGAUAUUGAACUGGAGCAUUUCUUUAAUGAGCUUAAGAGAUGUGACUUGAAAUCUUGUAUGCCCAUAUUCCUAACAUGCCACAAAGCUACUGAUGAAAGUGUGUUAUUGCUGAAACCUUACUGGAAACACUAUUCAUUUCUUCAACACUACCCACAGGAGUGGUUGUAUAUGGCAACAUGUUCUCCUGUAGAAUACACUACCUGUCAGCAUUGAUGUCUAAAAUCUUUGAAAAAGAGAAAGCUAUGAAUAAUCUGUCCAUUCUGCAAGCUCGGGUUUGAUCAAAAUUUUACUGAUUUCAAUUCAUUGCUAAUGUUAUUUUAAAUAAGCUGCUGCCUGUCACAUUCAGGAGCUUUAUUAUUUAGCUAAUGUACGAGUCAAAAUCCCGUAGAGUCUACUAUUUCUGUUUACAGUAAAACGUAAUUUAAUUAAAUGUAGACUUUUUUUUCAUAAUAUCCCCGUACCUCAUUUUUAAUUAUAAGCCUGUCCAUUAAUCUGCAUUUAAAGUAAUAUAUAUUUUAUUGACCUGGCUCUCUCAAGAUCGACUUGACCUUUAUGUGACCCCUGAAGUGAAAUGAGUUUGAAACCCCUGCUCCACAGAAUCCCACUAAGGUGACACGGGACUGUAUCCACAACGUUCAUUUGCUUCUGCUCUUUGUUUCUCCUACAUGAAUUCUGCAACAACAAUUGGCAUGAUGUUCAACAUUGUUAUUCUUACAUCCUAAUCUCACUUCCAAUUUAGCAGAGGUGCUCAUCUGGAAGUAAAACUUGCUAAAGUCUUCAAGACAGACCACACAGGGAGUCUCAUGGAAUAGACACAGCCAUGCUUCAGGAGUGGACUUUAAAAGGGACUUUAAAUGUUUGAUGGAAGGGGGUACAUUCAGCGAAUUUACGAAAGAAUGCAGUUGCCGCAUUUUGCCUUCCUUUAACCAGCAUUUAUCACUACAAUAAAAUAUUCAGUAUGAUAUGUGUGGAAUAUAUAUAUAGUUGCAUGUUACAAUCUGCCUUACUAAGACUUGAAAAUGAGCGCGAAUUUUCAUAAUGAUGGAAUUUUACCUUUUAUACUGAAAGAAGUGCUCGAUAAAAAGAUUGUACAUGGGGAGGAGUUUCUCCUUCAUGCUGUCAUUGUGCAAACAUAUACUGUGCCACAAGGACAUAGGAAUUCAGGACAAUAUCAGCAGAAUGUCAUUAAACACACUCACGUGUAUUUAGUGUUUUCACACUGAAAUACAUUUACUAACAACAACAAAAUAAAGUUUCACCCAGUGUGACAACAGCAAAGAUCUAGAUCUAGAUCCAAUAACAUGCCAGGAUUAAAUAGAACAUGUCUACAGUUAUCAUUACCAUGAUUAUUAUUAUCAUUAUCUUUACUACAAGCUGUGAAACUGCCAAAGUAAAUAAAGAGGCCUGUAAUGGCAAUCAUGUUCAAAGAGUAUUGGAUGAGUCAGAAAUGAAGGCGUUGGCAGAAAUCUGAAAUACUUGAAAAGGACGGAAGUUGAAGAAUGUCAGCUGUUGUUAACUGAUCUGUGAUCUGUGUUUGGUAUAGUUUUGUCUGUGUCAAACAGCCCUGAUGUGAAAUAUAUUUAAAAAAUCUGCGAUUACAGAAAAUUUCCUAUCGCAGCGUAAACUAUUGAACAUACUUGGCAAGAUAUCGUCGGCUUUCAGGGACGUAAAUCGUCGACUGUUAAAGUUCUUCUCAGAUCAUUUGGCUGUAACACUCACAAGGAGGUGGUGCUAAUAUUUUGUUUUUGAAGUGUGACAUUUUUCAGAUAUGUGUUUUGAGCUUGCACAAUGAAAAUAAACAUUUAUUUCU